AUGCGCGCGCUGCGCGUGCUGAGCGGGGUGCAACCCACGGGGUCUAUCCACCUGGGAAACUACUUUGGCGCGAUUAAAAAUUACGUCAAGUUGCAAGAGGAUUACGACGCGUUCUACUGCGUGGUGGAUUUACACGCGAUAACCGCCGGAGGACACGAUCCGACGGCGCUGGAGGCGUCGACGCGGACGAGCGCGGCGAUUUAUUUAGCGGCGGGGGUGUCGCCGGAGAAGGCGAACGUCUUCGUGCAGAGUCACGUGCCGGCGCACUCGGAGCUGUGUUGGCUGUUGAAUUGCGCGGCGCCGAUCGGGUGGUUGGAAAAGAUGAUACAGUUUAAGGAGAAGGCGCGCAAGGCUGGGGAGGAAGUGAGCGUGGGGUUGUUGGAUUAUCCCGUGCUCAUGGCGGCGGAUAUUUUAUUGUACAAGGCGGAUUUGGUGCCCGUGGGCGAGGACCAGCGGCAGCACUUGGAGCUCACGCGCGAUAUCGCGGGGCGAGUGAACUCGUUGUACGGGGGGAAGAAGUGGAAGAAGCGCAAAGGAGGGGACGUGCUGAUGGUGCCGGAGGCGUUUACGCCCAAGGAGGGCGGACGCGUCAUGUCGCUCACCGACGGAACGGCGAAGAUGAGCAAAUCUAACCCGGCGGAAGGGUCGAGGAUCAACGUGUUAGACACUCCGGAUGAGAUCGCGAAGAAACUCAAGCGAUGCAAGACGGAUGCGUUCGAGGGUCUGGAGUUUGGGAACCCGGAACGCCCGGAGGCGAACAACCUGUUGACGAUGUAUCAGUUGUGCACCGGGCUGACGCAAGAGGAAGUGCUGGCUGAGUGCGGAUCCAUGCGAUGGGGUGAUUUCAAGCCGCACCUGACCGAUGCCGUCAUCGCUCACUUGUCCCCGAUUCAAGGUCGCUACAAGGAAAUCAUGGACGAGCCGGGAUACUUGGAGGACGUGUUGAAGCGCGGCGCCGAAAACGCCAACGAAGUCGCGAAUUUGACGCUCAGAGACGUGCGCGACGCGAUGGGCUUCGUGCAGUACUAAACACUGGAAUAAAUUUAAAGUU
Molecule: messenger RNA, 1051 nt
Organism: Ostreococcus lucimarinus CCE9901
Lineage: Eukaryota; Viridiplantae; Chlorophyta; Mamiellophyceae; Mamiellales; Bathycoccaceae
Exons: 3
Coding region: 1-1029 (342 amino acids)
Biological process (GO): tryptophanyl-tRNA aminoacylation
Cellular component (GO): mitochondrion; chloroplast
Molecular function (GO): tryptophan-tRNA ligase activity; ATP binding
Source: RefSeq, a predicted model, not a curated record